Messenger RNA from Lodderomyces elongisporus, 1896 nucleotides. RefSeq names its product Fet31p (gene FET31). Gene Ontology annotation, biological process: reductive iron assimilation; cellular response to iron ion starvation. Gene Ontology annotation, cellular component: high-affinity iron permease complex. Gene Ontology annotation, molecular function: copper ion binding; ferroxidase activity. Bases 1 to 1896 code for a protein of 631 amino acids. The transcript has a single exon. NCBI's taxonomy places the organism in Eukaryota, Fungi, Ascomycota, Pichiomycetes, Serinales, Debaryomycetaceae. The record is from RefSeq and is a predicted model, not a curated record.
AUGAAUAGUGUAUUAACAUUAUUCAUUGUAACCUUGUCCAUCUUGUUGGGUGGUGCAAAUGCAGAAACACAUACUUGGUGGUUUAAGACCACUUAUGUGAAUGCCAACCCCGAUGGUGUGUUUGAACGUCCCAUGAUUGGUUUUAAUGACUCAUGGCCAUUACCUACCCUCAGAGUAAAGAAGGGCGACAGAGUCCAAAUAUACUUAACCAAUGGUUUUGAUGACAGAAACACCUCGUUGCAUGUCCACGGAUUGUUCCAAAAAGGUACUAAUCAGAUGGAUGGACCAGAGAUGGUUACCCAAUGUCCUAUUCCACCAGGAGAAACAUUUUUGUACAAUUUUACUGUUGAUGAUCAAGUUGGUACUUAUUGGUACCACUCCCACACAAUUGGCCAAUACGGUGAUGGUAUGAGAGGUGUCUUUAUCAUUGAAGAUGACGAUUUCCCAUACGACUAUGAUGAGGAAGUUGUGAUGACACUUGGUGAACACUAUCACGAAAGCGCUGAUGUCUUGAUCCCCAAAUUCAUGUCUAGAUUCAACCCCACUGGUGCCGAGCCCAUUCCUGCAAAUUUCUUGGUCAAUGAAACCAGAAACAAUACCUGGAAGGUUGAGCCAAACAAGACAUAUUUGUUGAGGAUUAUCAACACUGGUGGAUUUGUGUCACAGUACCUUUGGAUGGAGGACCAUGACUUUACCAUUGUUGAAGUUGAUGGUGUAUAUGUAGAAAAAAACACUACUGAUUUGCUUUAUAUCACCGUUGCUCAAAGAUAUUCUGUCUUGAUCACCACCAAGAAUUCAACCGAUAAAAAUUAUGCAAUGAUGAAUAGAGUCGAUAUCGACAUGUUGGACUUGAUUCCAGACGACUUGGAAUUGAAUGGUACCAAUUACAUUGUGUAUGAUGAAAAGAAGUUUGAAGAAGAAAAGCCCAAACCAUACUUGUUGGACUCGAUUGAUGAUUUCUUUGACGAUUUCUACUUGAAGCCACUCUCAAAAGAAAAGUUGCUCGAUGAUGCUGACUACACCAUCACCAUUGAUGUUCAAAUGGAUAACUUGAAUGAUGGUGUCAAUUAUGCCUUUUUCAACAAUAUCACAUACACUAGACCCAAGAUUCCAACUUUGCUCACUGCAUUAUCUGCUGGUGAAUUUGCCACCAAUGAGUUGGUUUACGGUACAAACACCAAUACAUUUGUCUUGGAAAAAGAUGAUGUUAUUGACAUUGUGCUUAACAACUUGGAUACCGGUAAGCAUCCAUUCCAUUUGCAUGGACACGUUUUCCAAUUGAUUGAGAGACACGAGAGUAUUGAUGAUGACCAGGACCCAGUGCUUUUUGACGCUUCAAACCACGCUGAAAGACCAGAGUAUCCAAUGCUUAGGGAUACUGUUUAUGUGAACCCACAAUCAUACAUUGUGAUGAGAUUUAGAGCUGAUAACCCAGGUCUCUGGAUGUUCCACUGCCAUAUUGAGUGGCAUUUGGACCAAGGUUUGGCCAUUGUCCUUGUUGAAGAUCCAUUAACCUUGCAACAAACCAAAUCUCAACAAUUGACUGAAAACCACAAGGAUAUCUGUAGAAAGGCUGGUAUUCCUUUGGAAGGUAAUGCUGCGGCAAAUGCAGAAAACUUUUUGGACUUGACUGGUGAAAAUAUUCAACAAAAGAGAUUACCAACUGGGUUUACUGCCAGAGGUAUUGUUGCCUUGGUGUUUUCUUGUGUUGCUGGUAUCCUUGGAUUGGCUGCAAUUGCAUUCUACGGUAUGCAAGAUAUCACGGAUGUUGAGGAGAGAGUUGCUAGAGAUUUGGAUGUUGAUUUCGAUGAGGAAGGCGACGAUGAUUAUAUCUCAGAAGAUGUUGCAAAAGACUCCAACAAUUCAUUAGUUGGAGAUUCCAGUAGAAGAAUUUGA